AGGGACAUCAGUCUUUUUCUUGGUAGCAAGCUGUAGAUUUUGUUUCAAAGAAAGCAUCUUCAUCUUUCUCUAGUUUCAUCAUGUAUAGAUGAAGAUUCCGAUGCAGAAAAUAUUUACACCAGCAGCUCCAGUUCAUACCAAUAAAGAAGAUCCUGCUACCCAAACUAAUUUGGGAUUUAUCCAUGCAUUUGUCGCUGCCAUAUCAGUUAUUAUUGUAUCUGAAUUGGGUGAUAAGACAUUUUUUAUAGCAGCCAUCAUGGCAAUGCGCUAUAACCGCCUGACCGUUCUGGCUGGUGCAAUGCUUGCCUUGGGACUAAUGACGUGCUUGUCAGUUUUGUUUGGCUAUGCCACCACAGUCAUCCCCAGGGUCUAUACAUACUAUGUUUCAACUGUAUUAUUUGCCAUUUUUGGCAUUAGAAUGCUUCGGGAAGGCUUAAAGAUGAGCCCUGAUGAGGGUCAAGAGGAACUGGAAGAAGUUCAAGCUGAAUUAAAGAAGAAAGAUGAAGAAUUCCAACGAACCAAACUUUUAAAUGGACCAGGAGAUGUCGAAACGGGUACAAGCAUAACAGUACCUCAGAAAAAGUGGUUGCAUUUUAUUUCACCCAUUUUUGUUCAAGCUCUUACAUUAACAUUCUUAGCAGAAUGGGGUGAUCGCUCUCAACUAACUACAAUUGUAUUGGCAGCUAGAGAGGACCCCUAUGGUGUAGCUGUGGGUGGAACUGUGGGGCACUGCCUGUGCACGGGAUUGGCAGUAAUUGGAGGAAGAAUGAUAGCACAGAAAAUCUCUGUCAGAACUGUGACAAUCAUAGGAGGCAUCGUUUUUUUGGCGUUUGCAUUUUCUGCACUAUUUAUAAGCCCUGAUUCUGGUUUUUGACAAGCUGUUUGUUCAUCUGUAUUUAGUUUAAAAUAGAUAAUAUUAUCUUUCUGUACAUAGUGUACAUUACAACUAAAAGUGAUGGAAAAAUACUGUAUUUUGUAGCACUGAUUUGUGAGUUUGACCCAUUAUGAUGUUUGAGAUAUAAUCAUUGAUUCUAUUUGUAACAAGGAGUUUUAAAAGAAACCUGACUUCUAAGUGUGGGUUUUUUUUCUCUCCAGCAUAAUUAUGUUAAUAUAGUCCCCAUUUUUAUUCUGGUGCAGAACUGUUGUGCAGUGGGGUCUGCCAUGCGAUUUUCCUUCAGCACUGACCCCUUUUUAAGGAAUACAAAUUUUCUCCUUCAUCAUUUAGGUGUUUUAAAGAUGUUUACCUUAAAAAUUUUCUUGGGGAAAGAAUGAAUUAAUUUCUAUGUUUUGAAACAUUUCCCUGAGCCAGUAAGCAGUAGUUUAAUCAUCGGUCUUUUCAAAAUUAGGUGUUUAAAAAAAGACAUAUAUGAUAUUACUGUUAUAUCAAUAACGUACAAUAAGAACUGUCUGCCAGGUCAUUCUUCCUCUUUUUUUUUUUUUUAAUUGGGUAGGACACCCAAUAUUAAAACAGUCAAUAUUUGACAACGUGGAAUUACCAAAUUAAAAGAGAAUACUAUGAAUGUAUUCAUAUUUUUUCUAUAUUGAAUAAACAAUGUAACAUAGAUACAAUAUAAAUAAAAGUGGUAUGACCAGUG
This is a messenger RNA of Mandrillus leucophaeus (drill), 1595 nucleotides long. It is a transcript of the gene TMEM165, whose product is annotated as transmembrane protein 165. Gene Ontology annotation, molecular function: manganese ion transmembrane transporter activity; calcium ion transmembrane transporter activity. Lineage: Eukaryota; Metazoa; Chordata; Mammalia; Primates; Cercopithecidae. Gene Ontology annotation, biological process: Golgi calcium ion homeostasis; calcium ion transmembrane transport; manganese ion transmembrane transport. The record is from RefSeq and is a predicted model, not a curated record. Gene Ontology annotation, cellular component: Golgi apparatus. The transcript has 6 exons. Bases 89 to 874 code for a protein of 261 amino acids.